Messenger RNA from Phialemonium atrogriseum, 920 nucleotides. Its product is annotated as 60S ribosomal protein l15. Lineage: Eukaryota; Fungi; Ascomycota; Sordariomycetes; Cephalothecales; Cephalothecaceae. The transcript has 4 exons. Gene Ontology annotation, biological process: cytoplasmic translation. The record is from RefSeq and is a predicted model, not a curated record. Gene Ontology annotation, molecular function: structural constituent of ribosome; RNA binding. Gene Ontology annotation, cellular component: cytosolic large ribosomal subunit; ribosome. The coding region runs from base 83 to 694 and encodes 203 amino acids.
UCGAAAUUCGCAAGAACUUUAUCUCCCACGACCAUCUCACUACUAACCAGGGCAGGGUAAAAAACACGUCCAAGCCGCCAAAAUGGGUGCCCUCAAGUACGUCGAAGAGCUUCAGAAGAAGAAGCAGUCCGAUGUUCUGCGAUUCCUCCUCCGAGUCCGAUGCUGGGAACUCCGUCAAUUGAAUGUCAUCCACCGUGCCUCCCGGCCUUCCCGCCCCGACAAGGCCCGCCGCCUGGGAUACAAGGCCAAGCAGGGCUACGUUGUCUACCGCGUUAGAGUCCGCCGUGGUGGCCGCAAGAAGCCCGUCCCCAAGGGUGCCACUUAUGGCAAGCCCACCAACCACGGUGUCAACCAGCUGAAGUACCGCCGAUCCCUCCGCGCCACCGCCGAGGAGCGUGUCGGCCGCCGGUGCUCCAACCUCCGCGUGCUCAACUCGUACUGGGUUAACCAGGACUCGACCUACAAGUACUACGAGGUUAUCCUGGUCGACCCCCAGCACAAGGCCAUCCGCCGCGACCCGCGCAUCAACUGGAUCGUCAACCCGGUGCAUAAGCACCGCGAGGCCCGCGGCCUCACCGCCACCGGCAAGCGCUCCCGCGGCCUCAACAAGGGCCACCGCUACAACAAGACCCAGGCCGGCCGCAGAAAGACCUGGAAGCGCCACAACACCCUCUCGCUCUGGCGCUACCGGUAGACGCCGUAACAACGGUGGUGGUGGUGACCGGGGUUUGGUUCUUCUGGUGGUUCUGGGCUGGGGCUGCUUUGCGAAGGAUGAUGGACUGGGCUAUGAUAAGCUUUGCGAUGGAUUCCCCGCACACCUACUGCCCUUGGACGGACGGACGUUGGCAUGGGAGUUUCGUGAUAGCAUAAAACAAUCAAAAUGCAAAAUGCAAAAUGGACAAGGAAGUCCGUUUCUACUA